Anisakis simplex (herring worm) is the source of this 207-nucleotide messenger RNA. NCBI's taxonomy places the organism in Eukaryota, Metazoa, Nematoda, Chromadorea, Rhabditida, Anisakidae. The record is from the annotation of a GenBank genome assembly.
AUGUUGUGUGAUGAAGAUGUAUUACGAACAUCGAGUGUGCGAUUUAUAUUCUUGGAUAUGAAACAAAUAGCAAAAGGUCAAAAACGUGGUAAAUUUGAAUAUCCAACAAUGGAUGAUGUGGUGAGUGAUUGGAAUACUGACGAGACACGGGAUAAACCGGAUAAACCGGCAUCCUAUGAAGGGACACUCUUGGAGGAACCUACAUAA